Molecule: messenger RNA, 3599 nt
Organism: Callithrix jacchus (white-tufted-ear marmoset)
Lineage: Eukaryota; Metazoa; Chordata; Mammalia; Primates; Cebidae
Gene: ELOVL7
Product: ELOVL fatty acid elongase 7
Biological process (GO): fatty acid elongation, monounsaturated fatty acid; fatty acid elongation, saturated fatty acid; sphingolipid biosynthetic process
Cellular component (GO): endoplasmic reticulum membrane; endoplasmic reticulum
Molecular function (GO): fatty acid elongase activity
Source: RefSeq, a predicted model, not a curated record
CCCGGCGGCCUCCUCCCCUUUCCAGCCCAGUCGGCGGCCGGGACAGCAGGGACCGCUGUGAGGAGCUUCGCGCUCGCGCCGCCCGCCGCCGCCCUUCACUCCCGCGCGCUCCCGGCGCUUCGGCUCCGCUCCCUGUGCGAUACUUAAGAACUUCAAGCAGUCAUCCCUGAUAUAAGAGAUUAGUUUACAUCCUGGAUAUAUGUGCUGUUUCAAAGAUCUGUCCCCAUAUUUCACAUCUCUUGCAUUUAAAUUUCCCUUUUAGAACUGCUUUUGUGGCAUUCCCUAAGUUUUGAACCCAUUAAAAGAAAGUCCUGUGGAAAAUGGCUUUCAGUGAUCUUACAUCGAGGACUGUGCGUCUUUAUGAUAAUUGGAUCAAAGAUGCUGAUCCAAGAGUUGAAGAUUGGCUCCUCAUGUCCUCACCUCUGCCGCAAACCAUCCUCCUAGGACUGUAUGUCUAUUUUGUCACUUCUCUGGGACCAAAGCUCAUGGAAAAUCGCAAGCCCUUUGAACUCAAGAAAGUGAUGAUAACGUACAAUUUUUUCAUAGUGCUGUUUUCUGUAUAUAUGUGUUAUGAGUUUGUGAUGUCUGGCUGGGGUACAGGUUAUUCAUUUCAAUGUGAAAUUGUUGACUAUUCACAGUCACCCACAGCUUUGAGGAUGGCACGUACCUGCUGGCUUUAUUACUUCUCCAAAUUUAUUGAGCUAUUAGAUACAAUCUUUUUUGUUCUGCGCAAGAAAAAUAGCCAAGUGACUUUCCUUCAUGUAUUUCAUCAUACCAUCAUGCCAUGGACCUGGUGGUUUGGAGUCAAAUUUGCUGCAGGUGGUUUGGGAACAUUCCAUGCCUUUCUGAAUACAGCUGUACAUGUAGUCAUGUAUUCCUACUACGGACUCUGUGCUCUGGGACCCGCCUACCAGAAGUAUUUGUGGUGGAAAAAAUAUUUGACAUCAUUACAACUUGUCCAGUUUGUUAUUGUCACCAUCCACAUAGGCCAGUUCUUUUUCAUGGAGGAUUGCAAGUAUCAGUUUCCAGUCUUUCUGUACGUCAUUAUGAGUUAUGGUUGCAUCUUUCUGCUGCUCUUUCUCCAUUUUUGGUACCGUGCUUACACCAAAGGUCAGAGGUUGCCCAAAACUGUGAAAAAUGGAACUUGCAAAAACAAAGAUCACUGAAGCACAACAUAAGUCUAUGAUUGAAAGUGAUAUAUUGUCUUCCUUGACAAUCAAGAGAUAUUUACCUAUGCAGUGCAUUUUGUAUAUUUUUCAAAACUAAGAGCUUGUAUUUCUAUGAUAAGUUAUUUGGAUGUCUGAUAUUUGAGAGCCUGAAGCUCCCAGAUAACAGUCUUCUGAUAGAGCCUACAGCAGCCAGAAGUUUUUUUUUUUUUUAAGGGGCUUUUAAACCUAAUCCAAAGGUUUUGUUUAACACAUUUUUUUACAGUGAAAGGAAGAUAUGAAGCAAUACAGUUCUCUUCAAGGAAGUCCAGUAAAGAUGAAAAAUAUCAUUAGAUAUUUUGAGCAAGGAUGGAGAUCCACAUGAUACAAUAGAUUCUCUCUGCUGGGUCUGGAAACCUCUAACCGUAGGCCCUGCCUUUGUCAUUUAUUGACUGUAUUCAGAAGAUGCUAUAUUUGCUCUAGAGUUAAUUCCCAUUUUAGUGAGCUAACACAGGUGAAAAUUGAGUGAGUUUUUGAUAACUUGUCGUUUAAAAUCACUAAUGAUAAUGUCCAAAGGAUCUUUUGAGUAGCCAUCACCAGUUAUGCUGCUAAGACUUCCUCACAACCCUUUUGUUGCACAAACAGUUUCGCAGUAACAAUCCUUUGGGUUAGUACCCUGAUGCACUUGACACCAAGUUUCAUUCAGUUGAUUAUUUUGAAAAUAAGAUGAUUUGUUUUAAUGGGUUAAUGAACACUUUGCUAUUACUGUUUUACAAUUAACUAUAUCUCUGGAAAGAGGUGAAUUUGUCAAUGAAAAAAGUACUGUGUAGUUCAGUGGGAAAAAUCUGUUGUCUGUUAUAGUAUCACACCGGUGAUCAUUAGCACACCGCAGGUACAACCUUAAAUCAUAAAUAAUAUUACCCAUUGUAGGCAGUUUCCAGAUUGGGUUAGAGUGGCUUUGAAGCAACUAGAGGCAAAUUGUGGCACAGAGAGUAUCUAAUGGAAACUGAUUAUGUAAGCAAGGGCUGUUCUACUUUGGGAGAGAGACAGACUACAUAAUACCUAUAGAUUAUAUAAAGUUAUAGAUAUACUGCACAAUAAAAUAUUUUUCAGAAUUGUGAAUUAAUUAACAACCUGGAUUUCUGUUUCCAGACCUAUAAACAAUAUAACAAAGGACUGAAAUUCAUUUGGCAUAGCCUUUGUUUCUUUAAAAUCACUACUUUCUAAAAUUCUGUUAUUUUUACAUUUUCUUGUCAGAGAACCAAAACUAUUAGUCAGCAGAGUUUUGUCCAAGAAAUAGCAAUAUUUGAACAUUUGUGAAUUUUUCCCAAUUUUGUUCUUCUUUUAUUUAUAUUCAGUUUUGAAGUACUAUUUAUGUUCAUAGGACUUUAAACAAUUAGUACUUAAGGCUCCAGUUAAUUUUGAACACAUAGAUAUACUUAUUGUACAACAAUGCCUAAGUUUUACUCAAUAUCAUGGCCUUUUAUCUUUACACUUACCAGAUUCAUAAGGUUAUUUGCCUUUAAGUAAUCUUUUGCGAUUUAACUUGAUUACAGUAGGAGAAGGUAAAGGUUGAUAAAUGGGAGUAAUUUUAUAUAUUUUUUAAAAAAGAAUAAAGGGCAAAAGAGCAUAGCUAAAGGAAACUGCUGCUCUAAUUUAUUCCCCUGCAAGGUCUCAGGACUCCUUAACUGUUUUCCAGGUUUGGCUCUUCAUAUCUAACCUGUGCUAAAAUGAGAAGGUAUAUGUCAGGUGCUGUUAUAAAUCACACCAUUUCCAAAGACCCCAAGUGAUAUAGAGACCAAAAUGAGGCAAAAAUAAAAUAGAUGAAAUAGGAGAGUUUAAUUCUUGCAUACUUUCCGACCUUCAUCAUACAACCUUGUAUAACCUCCCUGAAGUCUUUAAAAUGUUUAACUUGCCUAUGAGCUAUCAUAUAAUAAAACACAUACUCAAUUAUAUGAAUAGAAGUGGAGAGCUAGAAUGCUACAAAAGAAAUCAUAACUGCCAGAAGUAUCCUCCAUGGAAACAUCAACAUGAUUGUGGAUCAAAAUGAUUUUCAUUGGAUAUAGAAUUUAUGUGGGCCAUAUUUAUUAAAAGAGUUCUGUGUGGUCACAUAGAGUUCCUUUGGGAUUUCAUCCCACUUUUCAGGACUUAAUUUGUUUGGAUUUGCUUACCUAACAAACAACAACAACAAUAACAAAAAAUAGCUCCAAAUCUAGUUUAUUACAUAAAACUCUAUGAAUUCUUGAGGACCUAUAUGUAUAUUGUAAAUAAAUACAAAUAUCAAUUUUUAAAUAUCUAUAGGACUUUGCCAUUUUGCCACCUUAAUUAUAAAAUCAUGACAUUAUGUUCUAUUACCGUUUAUUUCUGUUAACUUUUUAAAGACUGGAACACUGUGGACAUUGUUGAAGUUUGUUUUUCCCUGUGUAUUAUAAUAAAUUUGUGUUAUUGCAUGUA